Messenger RNA from Lepus europaeus (European hare), 2720 nucleotides. It is a transcript of the gene POLN, whose product is annotated as DNA polymerase nu. Bases 62 to 2650 code for a protein of 862 amino acids. The record is from RefSeq and is a predicted model, not a curated record. Lineage: Eukaryota; Metazoa; Chordata; Mammalia; Lagomorpha; Leporidae. Gene Ontology annotation, molecular function: DNA binding; DNA-directed DNA polymerase activity. Gene Ontology annotation, biological process: double-strand break repair; DNA-templated DNA replication. The transcript has 25 exons.
AGGCGCGGGAGGCCGUGGCGGGCUGCUGCGAGGGCGCGAGCGGUCGCUCCCUGAGGAUUUUAUGAAAAUGGAAAAUUAUGAGGCAUUUGUAGGCUUUGAGCUCUGUAAGACACCACUCUCCAGUAUUGCUCAGAAGAUUAUGUCUGCUAUGCGUUCAGGUGAUUUAGUUGAUUCUAACAAUGGGGGAGACAAUACAAAUACUGUAGAAGCGAUAAACAAAUCCAGUGUUAAGUGUUCAGUACUACUUGAAGAUGGGAAGAAUCAAUCACUGGAAAAAAAGAAUAUUCUGUCUUUGACAAGUCAGACUUCAGGAAGUUCCAGCAAGCUCUCUUCUCAGUCCUGCAGUACCUGGCCCACAGAUCGGCUGUCUGCUGACCAGGAACCGAAGAGCAGCCACUCACUGGCUCGUUCUAGUUGUUCAGUUCCACAGUGGAAUCCAGAGGCUUCAGCCCUCCAGGAGGUGGCGUGUACAAGCAGGCAUUUCCUCAAGGACAGUGUGGAGCAGGGAAGUGAAGAGAGCAUGACUCUGAAGAGGAAACACACGGCCCACGACUCACCCGAGAGAGCAGGCACACGGACGGCACUGGACGAGGCUGAAGCCUGCCUAAGUUCUGGGAACUCAAGAGCCGUCAAAGAACAUCUUUGUGACAUUAGGUAUUUGGACGAUUUGACAAAAAACCAGCUGAUCGAAAUGUUCAAACGGGCAGCAGCUCUGGUGGUCACUCUGAUGUAUAAGGAUGGUUCAACCCAGCUAAGUGCUGACCAGGCUGUCAUUUCAUCUGUCAAAGGAAUUGUGAUGCUACUGAAUUGCCAGGUGGAGGGCGGCCGUGCUCCUCCGGCCGCUGCAGCCAGGGGGAGUAUUCUGGACGAGGAUCAGUGCUUCUACAUACAAACAGAGCGCUCUUGUCUUGCCGGCCAAGAACAGGAGGCACAGAAUCAGUUUGCCAGGAACAUGCUGUCUCAAGCACUGAAACGUAAGCUUCCCGUUAUUGGCUUUGAUGCCAAGGACUUCGUGAGGACGGUGCUGCAGUUUCUUGGUGGUGAUGACAGUUGGAAGCAUGUUGCUGAUUUUGUAGGCCUUGACCCCAGAAUUGCUGCAUGGCUUAUAGAUCCCAGAGAUGCCACACUGUCUUUUGAACAUUUAGUGGCAAAAUACCUUGAAAAAUCCAUCACAGUUAAAGUGAGCAGCACUUACAGAAAUUCCUCAAGAAACAUUGUGAACCAGAACGUACAUGUGAAUCUAAGGAUACUCCACAGGCUUACGAUGAAGCUUUGCUCCAAGCUGAAGGCUUAUGGUUUAUGGCAGCUGUUUUGGACUUUGGAGCUUCCUCUGAUUCCAAUUUUGGCAGUGAUGGAAAGACACAGCGUUCAGGUGAACAAAGAAGAAAUGGAGAGGACAUCAGUGCUGCUUGCGGCUCGUCUCAAGGAAUUGGAGCAAGAAGCCCAUUUUGUUGCAGGAGAAAGGUUUCUCAUAACGAGUAACAACCAGCUGCGGGAGAUCCUCUUUGACAAGUUAAAGCUGCACUUGCUGAGUCAAAGGAAUCUCCCCAAAACAGGGCUGCAGAAACACCCAUCCACGUCAGAAGCUGUGUUAAAUGCCCUGCGAGACCUUCAUCCACUACCCAAGAUAAUUCUGGAAUAUAGACAGGUUCACAAGAUCAAGUCAACCUUUGUCGAUGGAUUACUUGCUUGCAUGAGAGAGGGCUCCGUUUCUUCUACAUGGAAUCAAACUGGAACUGUGACGGGAAGACUUUCAGCCAGGCAUCCUAAUAUCCAAGGUAUCUCCAAGCACCCAAUUCAUAUUACUAAACCUCAGAAUAUUAAAGGUAAAGAAGAAGAGAUUCUCACUAUCUCCCCAAGGGCCAUGUUUGUCUCCUCUGCAGGCCACACCUUCCUGGCAGCAGACUUCUCGCAGAUUGAAUUGCGCAUUCUUGCACAUUUGUCUGGGGAUGCAGAACUCUUGAAGUUAUUCCAUGAACCUGAGAGAGAGGACGUGUUUUCCACUCUAACUUCACAGUGGAAGAACAUGCCUGUGGAACAUGUGACACAUGUGGACAGAGAGCAGACAAAGAGGGUGGUGUACUCAGUGGUCUACGGAGCAGGGAAAGAGCGGCUUGCUGCCUGCCUUGGAGUGUCUGUUACGGAAGCUGCCCGGUUUUUGGAGAGUUUUCUGCAGAAGUACAAGAAAAUCAGCGACUUUGCCCAAGCAGCUAUUACUCAGUGUCACCAGAGAGGCUAUGUGACAUCCAUCACAGGCAGGAGGAGGCCUCUGCCGAGGAUUUGCGCGCAGGAAUCGCAGCUCCGGGCCCAAGCAGAGCGCCAAGCAGUGAACUUCGUGGUGCAAGGCUCAGCUGCAGACCUCUGCAAGAUGGCCAUGAUCCGCAUCUUCGCUGCGGUCUCCAGCUCGCCCACCUUGACGGCCAGGCUGGUGGCCCAGAUUCACGACGAGCUGCUGUUUGAGGUGGAGGACGCACAGAUCCCCGAGUUUGCAGCUCUUGUCAGAGGGACCAUGGAAUCCUUGCAACAAGUGCCAGCGCUGGAGCUUCAGCUGCAGGUGCCCCUAAAGGUGAGCCUGAGUGUCGGCCGCUCAUGGGGACACCUGGCACCACUGCAGGAGGCCGUGAGCCCUGAGCUCAACCCAUCGCACUGAGCCUCUCAGCAACAGCCAGGCCGCCGCAGGGCCCCUUCAGCACCCACCCUCAGGGCCCCUCAACACCCAC